AUGCAUUUUAAUUUUGCAGUUAAAGACCCAUAUAACAUCAUUUAUAUAGGCAUUAUCAAACAUUACCAGUUAAAUAUUGCAGUUAAUGGAGGGUGGACUGAAUGGUCAGGUUGGUCUGAAUGCUCUGCUACAUGUGGCCAAGGCAUUAGGCAACGGUCACGAGUUUGCAACAAUCCAUCACCGUCUGAAUAUGGAGAUAACUGCCUAGGUCCGAUUUCUGAAUUUAAAGUAUGUGUCAUGGACGAGUGCCAAGUAUGUCCAAAGCUGAACGAUAGAGGAAAUUCGUACUUUGAAUGCGCAGAUAAUCCAAAAUCGGGAUUACAAACUUGCUCCGUUCGUUGUCAAGAAGGGUUCGUAUCGAUCCCCGGAUUUGAGGAGUUCCAGGAAUUGACAUGUGGACUGCAGACUGGUCUGUAUUGGUUACCGGCAAAUUUAACUGGGCCGUGUGCUGAACGAACUUAUCCUAGAAGCCUUCAGCUUGAAUCAAGUAUUGAAUAUGUUGACCAGAUACCUGUUCAUUAUUAUGACGCGGUGAAAAACUAUGUUCUUGGCAAAUUAUUGUCUACGGACUGUUUCAAAUCAACAUCCUGCAUAGUGGAAAUAUCAUUGUUAGAAGCUUCUCGGUCGGAAACUGCUGAUGAAAUAACAGACAGAACAAUGCUUAAGCUGUUUAUGAAGAGAUCUGUUACAUCUGAUAGGAAUGUUCAUAAACAGGAAAAGGAAAAUAACAAAACAGAUUUUAUUGUCGAUCCAGCAUUUGUUCAUUUGGAGAAUGCAAUUAGAGAUAUGGAAAGCACAGCUGCUUCUCUGAAGAACAGAAACACUGAGAUCUUUGAUGUCUAUUUGAACGAUCCUGACCAGAAAAGUGUGAAGAGAAGCACUGGGUUAUUUCAAGCUGAUAAAGAGUCGCUUGAGAUAACAGGAAAGGUCGUUUGUGAAAAAGGUGAAGUAGCAGCGGGUGGCAUUUGUAUCAGAUGUCCCGCUGGAACGUAUGCGGUUAAUGAAAGCUGUCAUUUUUGCAUCAAAGGAACAUUUCAGCCUGAGGCCGGACAGUCCACAUGCAUUCUCUGUCCACCAGGUCUUACUACAAGAACUGUUGGAGCAUAUAGUAGAGUCUAUUGCG
Mercenaria mercenaria is the source of this 1123-nucleotide messenger RNA. RefSeq lists its product as uncharacterized. The record is from RefSeq and is a predicted model, not a curated record. The annotation marks the transcript as partial. NCBI's taxonomy places the organism in Eukaryota, Metazoa, Mollusca, Bivalvia, Venerida, Veneridae. The transcript is spliced from 6 exons.